AUGAGUCUAAAAACUGGUCUAAAUACAGGCUUUUAUCUUAAACUCAAUGCUGGCAUUUGUAUUGUGAAUGGAUUCCAGUUUAUAACUGCAACUAGUCAUCCAAAACGAGAUCCAAUAAUGGUUACACUUGAAGGAAGUAAUGCUAACAAAUCUUUGUUAACACUUGGUAGCAGUUGGACAUUGAUGUACAAUGGUUCGAGUGGACUUGAAAGUGAUCCAGGUCGAGGCAAAAUAGGUUUUCUUCAAAUGUUCAACAAUAGUCAACCUUAUCGAAGCUAUCGUCUGUUGGUAGUAUUGAAACGAGGAGUUGAAAGUGGAGUACACUAUUCGGAAUUUGCAUUCUAUGGUCAUUCAUGUUUGCUAGGUAAAAACAACGAAGGAAUUGGUUUAAUUUUGUUUCAUUUUUCUAUCAAAAUUUUUGCUAUUGACACCUUUUAACAUUUGAACUAGUUUAACACUAUUGAAUCAAUGACUUGUUUUUUCCUAAAUAUAGAAACUCAUAGACGAACAGGAAAUAUGGUGAAGAUGACGAUGACACAACCGACAAAUGCAUAUAUGACAGUCACCAAUGACUACUCGCAGCCAUUGAUAUCAACGACAUCAAUAAAUAUGAAUAUGAAAAAUACGUUUCCUAGCCAAACGAUCGGAGCAGGUAGAACAAGUUCCGUGUCAUAUAUUAGUAGUGGGACUGGAAUAUCCCAGUCGUAUUUCGAUAUCGCUUAUGGAUCCAACACGAUGAUGGUAAAUAUGGGACAGGGAACUUUCGUUACCACUGUGAAUUUCUCCGGACCAGAAGGUCACAUAGGAGCACUACUUGCUCCGACCAAACCAUUUAGCAAAGAUAUCGAUUACACAUUCUACUUUUUCGGUGGUCCUGGAGUCUUGCCACCCUUGAUCAAUAGCUUUAUUGCUGCUAAUCUUCCAGCUAUUGUCGCGUAUGUGUCCACUAAUUCACUCUCCUUUGAUCUCAAUGAUGCUAUAAAAUUAACCAUAAAAAAACUUGAUCUAACUCCACAAUCUAUCUAUUGCAGUUAUGCUGCACUAUCGCCAGCUCAUUAUCAAGAAAACAAUCAGCAGUGGCAGAUCAAUAUAAUCCUCAACUUAAAUGGCAAGAUCUUUGCUUCUACAAUGUAUCAUGACAUGAGUAUGAAUUUUAAUGCAACUCUCGAUGCCGCUUCCAUGUUGAUGCAAGCAACAAUCAACAUCAGUGAUCAUCAAGGUUUCUCUUGUAUAGUGACACAACUGGCGUUCUCCAUUCAAAAUUUCAGUAUCAAUGACGACUUAGUAAUGCUCUUAAAAACAUUCUUCUCUACAUGGUACAAGCUUAUUGAUAGGCCUUACCAUCUAGAAAGUACACUCAACAUGAAAUACAAUAGCAUUAUCGUUGACAAAUUGAACAUCGCAAUUGGUAAUUUUAUAAAUACAACGUUGAUUCAGGAUAUAUUCAACAUGAGAUCGAUCCCUAAUAGAACAUUUCCUGAGGAUAUUUAUAAAAUGGAACAAACAAAAGCGCAUUACAGUCGCUGGAUGUCAACUCCAAAAAUCCAGUCGAAGAUCCUUUCACAGCUAAAAAUUCCUGGAACUCACAAUUCUGGAUCGUAUGGUCUAACACGAAAAUUAU
Messenger RNA from Rotaria sordida, 1621 nucleotides. Lineage: Eukaryota; Metazoa; Rotifera; Eurotatoria; Philodinida; Philodinidae. The record is from the annotation of a GenBank genome assembly.